GAAAAGUACAACUGCACCAUCGCGUCGGGCAAGUUUGAGUGCAUGACAGACAUCUUAGAUGCUCCAGCACAUCGGCCGGUAUCAGAGGGAGGCCCAAGCAGCGGAUGGGUGAUUAUGACAAUUGGAUAGCCGGAGGAUGCCCUGAAUGACACCACAACUCCUGGCACCGCUGUCGGUGCAGCAACACCUGCUUUUCCUCGAUGAGCUUGUGCCGGAUGCCGACAGGGCUAGCGCCUAUGCCAGAUUCUGUAAUGAACUAUGGACUCGACUGCAGCAACAGGGCGUUUCGGUGCUGGAGCUAGGCAGCGAUGAGGAGUUCUCAGCUUUCGCGAGAGCGCUGGAGACCUGCACCGUCUUCUUUAGUGCUGAUGAGCCUGUGAAGCAAGGCGCCCAGAGCGCCGUGCCGGGCGAGGGAUACGCAGUUCGGCCGGGCAAGGAGCUGCUCGCAGUCCGGCCCGGCGCGCCCGCGUGGGGCUCGGGCCGCUCUCGCACGCAGCACGCCGCGUUGCAGAAGGCCUCCUCCCGCGCCGACCGGCUGUGUCGCGGCCUGCUGUGCGCGCUGUGUCGCAGCCCCGGCCUGGACGUCCACUCCGGCCGUGUGCUGGGCCUGCUGGAUGACGCGCCGCUGCUGGGCCAGGCCAGCGCCAGCCUGCUGCGCUGCGCCCGCUACAGCCCCGACCCGCACGCCGCACAGCUGCUGGCCUUCGCGCCGCACCACGACCGCGGUGUGCUCACGCUGGUGGCCAGCGCGCAGGAGCAGGGGCUGCAGGUGCAGCUGCCACAGCAAGGACAGGGGGCGGGCGCUGGGGCUGGUGCGUGGGUGGACGUGCCGCUGGGCCCUGGCCGCGUGGCGGUGCUGUGCGGCUACAGCCUGUCGUACGCCCUGGGCGGGCUGCUACAGCCGGCGCUGCACCGCGUGCGGCCUGUGGCUGUAGCUGGCGGUGGCAGUGCUGGCGGAUCAGCUGCUACUGCCGGCGGCGGCCGUGUGAGCCUGGCGUAUGAGCUGUGCUUCCGGCCCAACGCGUGUGUGGACCCAGCCGCCAUCACCCAGGGGGCGGCGGAGCAGCUGCCGGCGGCGGCGGCGGCGGCUGGAGAGGGCGGCGCCGCAAGCAGGCCUGCGCUGCUGACGUCCGCGCUGAUGGAGCGCUUUGAGGCCACUCACCCGGUGUCCAUCAACGGCGGCGUCCGCGUAAAGCAGGCACAGCCGGGGGCCAACACACCGGCGGCGGCAGCGGUUGCGGCUAGGCGGCAGCGUGAGGAGAACGGGACGGCGGCAGGGGACGAGGCACCCGUGGCGAAGCGGGGCCGCCGCUGCGGGGGCCCGGCGGCGGAUGAGCAGGCUGGCAGUGCGGCCGCCGCACCCUCAGCACUGUCGCAGCCGGCGCCAGCAGGCGGCGGCGACAACGGGGGGCAGAUGGAGGCGGCGGCGGAAGGGCAGCAUGGUGACAGCAGGAUCAACAUCAUUGUCAUGGACCUGGACGGCUCGGAGGUGCACUUCCAGGUGAAGCAAACGACCCAACUGCAACGCGUCGUUGACGCCUACUGCAGUAAGAAGGGCGUGGAUGUCACAACGCUGCGGUUUAUAAAUAAAGGGUGCCGCUUCAACCCGUACCUGACCGUCGGUCAGCUGGCAUUGCAAGACGGCGACAUCAUUGAUUGCGUGCCUGCACAAGUUGGCAACUAGGUUCAGGCUUCGUUCCGGCACCAGCGCCGCUUUGCCAUGGGUGCGCUGUGGCAUAUGGUACGGUGUGCGGGUUAGGGAAGGAGCAUAAAUGGCUUGAAGGACCGGCCUUGGGGGUGCUAGAAUGGCCCUGUGGCCCUGUGAUUGUGCAGUUUGAAGUAGUGCGUGUGCGGUAGCUGCUAGAGGCGGCGUGUGGAUGAUAUUGUGGUUCAGCCGCCUGUGUGCGGUUUGGGUUGUUCGACUGAUGGUGAGGGGCCGCUGACGUGCAAGCGCCAGGGUUUGUCUGAUUUAUUGCACAGAAUUGCAGCAGGACGCACGUAGCAAGGGACCCAUGCGCACAGGAAUAGCGGUAUGAGUCGACUAAUCAGGACCGAGCCAGCAUGGGUCAUUGCACGUGAAUAGAGGGUGCUAUGCGCAUUGAUUGGGUGGUACGUGGAGGACAGUCCGUGCAGGCGGGUGGGAGGGGACAGUUCGUGCCGGAUGGGUUGGGUAGACACUGUUGGGUUAGGCACUGUUCUUACUGCGGGAUCCAGUGCGGACCGGUGUAGGGGAGACUGGGCUUGCUGUCCGGGGCAGAGAAGAGGGAGGGAGGGGUUAACCCACGGCAAAUCUGCAGGAAUGUACGUAAUGGAGUGGACCGCGUGGUACAAAUCUUGGGUUGCUUGGUCGGUUCUUAGGUCAAGAAGUGGGUGCCUGCGGCUGUGCCUGCGCGACUGUGUCAUCGGGUUUGACACGGCAAGGACGGACGGCUGCGGCCGUCCAGCCCCUCGCCGCGGCAGUCGCGGUUGGGGGAGCAGCGAGCCUGGAUACCCAGGGGGUCACAGGCAGCUAGGUACGUUACAUCCAGGACCCGUUAUCCGGGCGCUGCUGGAAUGCUGGAUCUUGAGGAUGAGCUGUUGUCUUGUUGAUGGUCAAAGGCAGAGCAGUGUGGACGGGCAGAAGGCGGAGGCGGGGGGGGGGCGGAAGUGGUGCGGAGGCUCGUAGGACUGUCUUGCAGAGGACUGGCACAACUAAGUGUUUGCAGCUUGCUAUUGCAGCUGCUGUGAUACCGCCUGUGCUCGAGUAGGAAGCGGAAGAGUUAUCUGACGCAAGGACGCAAUUGGGAGGAGGAGCGGGCACGGCGGGUGAGGAGCGGGGAAGUAGGGACGUAAGGACGAUGUACUGACCGUGUGAUGGACCAACAUCAGCCUGCAAUCGCUCCGAGUUUGCUCUUUUAUGCAUUGCUUUCUGCAUAUCCGAUUAUGAAGGCAAUUAUGCUGUAAAACAGAAUGACACCACAACUCCUGGCACCGCUGUCGGUGCAGCGACAGCUGCUUUUCCUCGAUGAGCUUGUGCCGGAUGCCGACAGUGCUAGCGCCUAUACCAGAUUUUGUAAUGAACUAUGGAC
Molecule: messenger RNA, 3068 nt
Organism: Chlamydomonas reinhardtii
Lineage: Eukaryota; Viridiplantae; Chlorophyta; Chlorophyceae; Chlamydomonadales; Chlamydomonadaceae
Exons: 4
Coding region: 146-1684 (512 amino acids)
Biological process (GO): protein sumoylation
Cellular component (GO): nucleus
Molecular function (GO): ubiquitin-like protein ligase binding; protein tag activity
Source: RefSeq, a predicted model, not a curated record